This is a messenger RNA of Aphanomyces invadans, 965 nucleotides long. RefSeq lists its product as hypothetical. The transcript has 7 exons. The record is from RefSeq and is a predicted model, not a curated record. The coding region runs from base 22 to 882 and encodes 286 amino acids. Lineage: Eukaryota; Oomycota; Saprolegniomycetes; Saprolegniales; Verrucalvaceae.
AACGAAACGACACUCGGCAAGAUGCCGCGACCGCCGCCGCUAACGGCGGACGAAGUCGCGAGGGAGCGGAAGAUGCUUCGCGAACUCAAAGCCAUGCGAAAGAACGAACUAGCUCUGUCAACGCUGUCGAAGAAGCGCACGCGAGUACCCAAGAUCGACGACGACAACCCGUUUUGCACCGACAGACAGCUCCAAGACGAUAUAGCCCUCGCUGCGUUCAACAAGAACCCUCAAUUAAACGCUAAACGAACUCCCUUUACUACCCCUCGGACGGCUCAAAAUCCACACAACCACACUGACAUUCGAGUUCCGCCACAGCGACAGCCGCACGUCUUUCACGACGCCAACUCGUCACAUGUGGCGGUGAGCUUUCCAGCGUACCAUGCGUCCAUUUCAAUCGCCAAGCCAUACGCGGCGUCAACCCGCCGAUCUUCGCCACCAACACAACACGAGGCAGUUAAGAAGCCAAUAACGUUCGGCCAUCGCCCCACGUCGGCGUCGCGGCACUUCAAUCCCGUCACGUCAGAGCUCAACGCGUCGGCCGCGUUUGCGAAGAAGAAACCGCUUCGUCAAACAGGAGGAAUUGCGAUUGGGAUGAGUGCCGAGAGCUUGAAGGGGCUAUUGCAUCAGUCAGUGGUUGCUCGCUCCAAGACCGAGUCGGACGAGUCACCGAAUGCGAAUCGAAUGCAGUCGCCAGGCCAAGGCAGAAGCUGUUUGAAUGAGGCCGGCAACGACGCGAUUGCGGCUCUGGAAAAGGGCUUUGACACAAGGCAAUACAUGGCUCCCAAGCUGAAGAAGGAGAGCAUCUUGAACACCCCCACCGACGCCAGCGUCGGUGAAAUCCUCGCCAAGUAUCGCAAGCUUGCUGUGGGGCUCUCGUGACUCCAUAGGUGCCUGUCGAAUGCAUGGGUGCCACAACCACAGUUCUAGUCACUUUAUAAGGAAAAUGGGAGAUGCUACUGCCA